Messenger RNA from Dermacentor andersoni, 3531 nucleotides. RefSeq lists its product as uncharacterized. Gene Ontology annotation, cellular component: cytoplasm. Gene Ontology annotation, biological process: multicellular organism development; proteasome-mediated ubiquitin-dependent protein catabolic process. NCBI's taxonomy places the organism in Eukaryota, Metazoa, Arthropoda, Arachnida, Ixodida, Ixodidae. The record is from RefSeq and is a predicted model, not a curated record. Gene Ontology annotation, molecular function: zinc ion binding; ubiquitin protein ligase activity; ubiquitin conjugating enzyme binding.
UUCAAGAAAUGUGGUUCAGGGCCCCUUUAAUUUAUAGUAGUGAACACGAGCUAUUUACAAGCGCCAAAAAUGCUCACUUCUAUUUUCGUGCCUUGUAGGAAUAAAUAACUUGCCUACUUUUUUAUGCAGAUCCCCUACACAAAGUGCAAGAACUGGCAGUCAGGGUGUUCAGAAAUUUUGAGCCUGGAUUGCAUGGCCGCUCAUGAAAAGUUCCAUACAUUUCGAUUCCCUACACCCGGUGUAGGAAUUGGGCAGCGGGCUGUACUGCAAUAGCCAGGCUGGACCUGAUGGCCAGCCAUGAAGCCACAUGUGGCUUCCGCCAGGUCCGUUGCAUCUAUAGAAGCUGCGGCUGGCUCUGCUGCUUAAACCAGCUGGCCGGCCACUUGGUGCAUCAACACAGCGUCAACGUGAUUGCAGUUCAGGAGGACCGCGCGGAGCUCGUCUUGGAAGAUCCCAACAACAAAGAAAACAGCAUGCGCAUGGUCCUCCUGCUGCAUCAGGAGAGCGUGUUUGCAGUCACCUACGAGCGGACUGGCCCGUUCUACACGGAAGCGAAACUCAACAUCGUCACGCUGACUCCUCGUUGUGACGAAUAUGAGUUUGAGAUUAUUCUUCGUGGGCCCUCUGGUGUGAACUCAUGGCGGUCAAAGGCACUUGCAUGUGGAACACUCGAAGACACAUCCGUGGGGCUCACCGAGUCAUUUAUCAACAAGAUGGCUCCCCACGGACUCCUAAGAAUGGAAAUUGAAUUGACGAAAUCUGUCAUUUAAAAAGGACGAGGGUAUUUCGUGUCUUGCAUAUGGACAGAAACCUGACAGCGUGACGUGGUCUGACCCCUCAGUUGAAGAAAGCUGCGUUCCAUCGCCGUAUUUUCUCAUGUGGUAUCAUUUCUGUAUGCAGGCAAGCUGUUUCCCUAUAGCAAAAACCAGCGUCUUCCAGUGCCUUCCAGUGUGAAACCAGCGCGUUUUUUGAAACUGCAUCGCAAUGGGUACCCUGGCGCUCGCUGGGACUCAUUGGAACAUCAGUGAGAACGCUGGAUAAGAGUUUAGUCACACUGGAAGAGACGCUGAUUCCACUGCCAUGACGCUGGGGCGCACUGGCUUGUGCUGUACAGGCGCUGGUUCUCGCUGCAGUUCUCAAUAUAAAAUGUUUGUACAAUUUCAUCGCUUGAUACUAGUCUUUUGUCCUAAAUAACGCUAUACCUUCUGGUCAUAAAACUUUAUUUCGUGUCGCAGUUUGCAAAAAGGUGGGUGAGCUGCACUGUUUAUUCAUGCACAUUUGACACUGAAGAUCACUUUCGUUUUUUGAAUUUUCCCUUUUGACUGUGCGUAUAGCUGAAUUGUUGAACGAAACCCCGCAAACGCAGAGAACACCACGUUUUUUAGUAGUUUGCACGUAACAUAUGACUGGGAGUUGUCGCCGUUGUCACAGUGUUGUGGUGUGGCCAUGGACUCCAGAAGUCGUUCAGACGCGCUCGAACGGACCCAGAGUUCGAAGCCUACCGCUGACUGACAUUAUUGCACCGAUAACAAAGCUGAGGUGAUUCGCGCGCUUCCACUUUUCCUAUUGUAUUAAAAAAAAAGUCCUGAGGCUCAAAUACACAAAUAUUAACUUUCGCCAGCUACCCGCGCCGAGAUUUGUUCCCAGCGAAGCUUAGGCCUAGUGUAUCCGCCCAGUCUGUCUGCACGCUAUCGGCGCGUCUAGGCACAGGAAUAAAGAAGUCUAGCAAGGAUAAAUCAUCGGUGUUCUGAAAUGAACCAUUUUUUCAUGUCUACAGUGCCAGCAGAAGAACCGAUGACCGCCGAUGUGACGCGUCAUAAGCACAAUUAUAUCUGCUGUCGCCGAAGGCUCUCAGCACUAGCCUGCGCUUCUCUGACGAAUAUAUAAAAAUAGACGUGUUGACUGAAAGGCAUCAUUGAAAUAAGGAAACGUUGCAUAUCCUUCACGUGAAAAACAAGAAACGGCUAUCCAAAUCGGCAGUAGUAGACCAUACAGGGUCCCGGGUCCGCGGUUCAUUAAGGACCUUUUUCGAAUUUAAAAUACCAAUCGCCAGCGAAAAUCGAUGUUGUGGCACUUCCGACCAUGCUACUGAAUACGGACACCAAAUGUUUCUUUGUAGUACAGGCGUGAGCUUUACGUGUUGGGCGAUAACGCAUCUGCCAUGUCUGUGGGAGGCGUACCUCUGCGAUACUAAAGCUGUUGUUGUUGUUGUUGACCUAUGUGGCCGUGGCAAGCUGCUUCGUGAUUUCGACACGGCAAAUUAUCCGUUCACUUUCACCUGCUGGCGUGGCGCAGCGGUGAAGUACCGUGUUUGGGCUCUGUAGGUCGGGCGAUAAAAUACUGGCUGGAGCACUUUUAUUUUUACGUUCUUUUUCCUUUUUUUAUUGCACUAAAACGCUCUCUGUUGUUUUCUUUUUGCAAAAAAAUAUAUACGGUCUCCAGGCACCGCGUAUUUAACAAGCUAGAGCUGUUUCUCACACCAGUAGCCAGCGCCUCCCAGUAUAUAUGCUGCGCCUGCCCAGCGCCCCAGCAUCAAGCGCGCGGCACUGGGCCCUUAAUCCGGCGCACUGGAUACUGGGUGCUGGGUUUUGCAAUAGGGUUUUUAUACAAAGUCUAUGCGUGUGUGAAGAAUAAAAUAAAAUAUAUGUGAAAAAGUUAUUUUACAGGGUGAAAUGAUAAGUAUGAACACAGCAGCAGGGCGCAAAGAAUUUCUAAGAAGUAACGUGGAAAUACAGACGCCAUUUCAUAAACGUGCCUUAUGUACGUAUCAUCCCUAACCGUCAGGAAUUGCAUAUGGCACAAGAGAAAAUCAUUCAAUGAUGCACCAAACUGACGUUUCGGCCGCACAAUAUAAAUAAAAAAAGUGAAAAGUAGGAACGCGCAUGGUAGCUUGAAAUGCGCGUGCGCACCUGUUGAAGUUGGUCGACAUGAUGUCAAAAUGCGUGCACGCGCAUUUCUAGCUGUGAUGCGUCCCUACUUGUCAAUUCUUUUUUAAUCCGCUUUUUUUCUGUCUUUUUUUAUUGUGCUGCCGAAACGUCAGUUUGGUGCACCACUGCCUUCCAACCAUGUUGGGGUAUUGACCAUCUUCAAGGUCGCAGCAGCGGCAACCCCUCUCAAACCUGUCACACGGACUGCAUCUGCCAUAGUUCCUUGCGGACACGACGGAAUGUGCACCUCUUGACGCAUGGGUCAUUCACAAACUGCUUACCCAUUUAGGUUUCCUUGGUUUUUCUUCUGAUUUCUUUUUUGUCUGUCGCGCAAGUUUGUAUUCAUGGUUGAUUUCGUUGAUUUCAACGUGAGGCAGUGUAUGUGCUGGUAUUUUUGACAUCACUCCAUUCCUUUGUUAUUUUUCUCUUUUUUUUACAAGCGUAAUUUCGUAAAGUUUGUAUUCCCGUUUCUGUUUCCUCUCGCUGGCUUCUCUGUCUCCUUACUGAGAAAAUGUACAAAUUGAGCUCUCUGUGCUUGGUGUCACACUCUUGAUGAAGGGCGUAGCCUGGCGGUAACGUCAGUAAAGUCAUGUUAUUUCUUCUA